Molecule: messenger RNA, 6644 nt
Organism: Strongylocentrotus purpuratus (purple sea urchin)
Lineage: Eukaryota; Metazoa; Echinodermata; Echinoidea; Camarodonta; Strongylocentrotidae
Product: histone-lysine N-methyltransferase NSD2
Exons: 19
Coding region: 50-5449 (1799 amino acids)
Biological process (GO): regulation of DNA-templated transcription
Cellular component (GO): nucleus; chromatin
Molecular function (GO): histone H3K36 methyltransferase activity; protein binding
Source: RefSeq, a predicted model, not a curated record
UUCUGCGCGCGUAAAUGUACCCAUACUACCAGGCCCGUAUACAGUGCAUAUGCGUUAUGCAUGCAUGCAGUACAUACACACGUUUUCUCAUAGACCAAACGAACUAGCCGCUGCCCCCUGUAUUUUGAAUGGGGACCCAGACGGAAGAAUAUUUGGUCAACAUUGUUCAGAGAACCAAACCAACUCUAUUCAAAAGGAUACCAGUGAUCCAAAGGGUGCGAGGCUUGGAGUGAAAAGGAUGAAUUCCUCUGAUCCUCCGAGUCAACUCCCUCCUCCACCACAUCUUUACAGCGACACCCCUGUAAGAUCAUCCAGCCUUCCUACCAUGCAGGAGGCGAUGGGAAACUCCUCACCAUCAAAGCUCCUUGGCCUUGCGUCGUCUGCACAGAAGCCUAGUCCUGCAGCAGCUGCAUCCUUUACUAGUCACAGUCACAUUCCGGUCAACCCUAUCCCAGGCCCUAUCCAUCACAAGAUAGCACAGCCGAUGCGCCAGGCUGAGCCGCCACAGACGCUCCACCAUACAUUCCCAAGCGGUCCUCAGGAAGAACCGGACUCUGCACCACAGCCCUCUUCUCAGCAGUCCUUUCCUCACUCAACUGCACAGCCGUUCAUGCCGCAAGGACAAUCGACUCAUCCAAGUAAUGCAUAUGAAGAGGUGGUGCCCACUCCAGAUCUAUCUGGCUCUCCUGUCAAAAUACCAAUCACAGGUGCAUCAAACUCUAUCGGAACUGAUUGUGAUCUCGAUUUGCAGCCUGUGAAUGUACAACCUGCUUCAGAAUCCCUCGGACAGGUAUCCCCAGAGCCUUCUGGUGAUAUCCCAGUGAAAGGUACACCUCCCGAUCAGAUGGGCACUCCUAUCAAACAGAGUUCAGUUAUUCCAACUCCGCCUUCUGAUUCCGGACCCUUUGACACUUCAGAAGCGAUGUCACCCGAGAUAAAGAUUAAAAUAAAAAAGACUGUUAACAAAGGGAAAUCGAGCCUUACUGCGACGUUACUCACCAAUGACGGAUCCCCACAGAAGACAUCGCCAAGUGCCAGUGACAUAGAAUCUGUUGCUGUUACAAAGCGCAACCUGAUGUCCAGUAUUGACGGAGAACUGCCCGGUGACCCGACGCCCACCAAACCCCAGACCGUGGCUCAGAGGAGGGAUACAGCCAAGGCGGUCAAAGGGAGUAGCAUCCCAAAGGGGCAUUUUAUCAAGCAGCCACUACCAACCAAUGAUGAGAAGCCGUGCGAGUGGCUUGUUGGAGAUCUUGUCUGGUCCAAAGUCAGUGGACAUCCAUGGUGGCCAUGCAUGGUAGCCUAUGACCCGAACCUGGGAAUCUACACCAGAAUGAAAGGUUCCAUUGGGAAAACAUACCGAAUGUACCAUGUGCAGUUCUUUGGAGAGGUCCCGGAGAGAGGCUGGGUGAGCGGAAGUAGCAUGAAGAAGUUUUCAGGACGUGACCAGUAUGAUUCUCUAGUUGAAGAGAUGGUGAGCAAAGUCCGUAAGGCAGAGAGGUCGCGCAUGCUGAGCAAGCUAGCUGUGAAACCGUGCAGGAGGAAUGCUUGGGAUGCCGCCAUUUCAGAAUGUGAGAAGGCGCUGCCUAUGAGCAGACACGAACGCAAACUAAAUUUCACAUUCAAGUAUGAGAUGCCCAAGGCAGGUGCUGGUGCUGCAGCUGAACAAAUCGACAUAGUGUCGCUUGGGGAUUCCCCGAAGAUGAAAGCCAAGAGGGCGUACAAGAAGCAGAAAGAAGAAGCUCCAACUCCUGAUGCCAGUGGUGAUAAGCAACUGCAGAUCGACCAAACUCCAGAAGCAACCAAGAAAGAAAGCAAGAAAGAAAAACCAGAGUCUGAUACACCAAAGAGAAAACGAGGUCGGAAGACAAGUCAGUUCUUAGAGUUCUCCAAGCAUUUCAAGAAGGAGAUUGUGAAAGAGAACCCUGGCAUUGGUCAGAGGGAGAUCUAUGAGAAACUGCAAGAGAAGUGGGAGAGUCUGUCUGAAGAGGAUAAGGAGAAGUAUGUGACCAAGCCUCCGACCCCACCAUCCACUAAGAGAGAGAGGAAGAGGAAGGGUUCUCCGGAGCAAGAGAGCGAGACUGCUGCACCUGUGAAGAGAUCCAAGCGAGAAUCUAAACCAUCCAAGAAACUCCAAGAAGCAGACCUGUCCAGCCUAGGGUUUUCCCCCAAGGUUGUGGCUUCCAUCAAGAAAUAUAGCGAAGCUUCUCAAUCGGAAUCCCAAACUUCUGACGGCUUUCUGUCCCCUUCAAGAGAAGCAGUUGCUCCCAAGAAGAGCAGGGCAAAAUCGUUAGAUGCCCAACCCCAACCUGUUCCCACGGCCGAGGCUUCAAGCACCAAGAGGGUGAGGUCUAGGAAAAGCUUGCAAACUCCUGCUGACGCCACGAACAAACCUGGCAAGAAGAAGAGAGCAAGAAAAGGAGAGAGUUCCGUCGUCGAGGGAGGAUCAGGCACCACCAAACCAGAGGCUAUAACAUCAGAUAUGAGUCAGGACUUUGCUGAGAUGCAGGAGGAUGAUGACGAGGGCGGUCUUAUCAUCGAUACAGACCUCAUUGCUGAUGCCAUCCAGUCUGUCGGUGAAGGGCAUAAAGGCGAUCCUCACAGUGUUGCCAGCUCCGAGACCGAUGUCUCAUCCCAGCAUGGGGGUAGUACUACUGGAAGCUCUAAUGGCGUAGCUAACGGCAGCGGUAAGGAACGACCAGCCGGAGGGGGCGGAGCUGCCAAGAAAGAGAAUGUGUGCCAGGUCUGUGAGAGAACCGGUCAGUUGCUUCUCUGUGAGGGGGGCUGCUGCGGAGCCUUCCACCUUGACUGUAUUGGACUACAGGUGGCGCCCUCUGGCUCAUUCAGAUGUGAUGAAUGCAUAUCAGGCGUACAUUCUUGCUUCGUGUGCAAGCUGUCCGAUCAGGAAGUGAGGCGAUGUCAUGUCCCAGUCUGUGGGAAGUACUACCACGAGGGAUGUAUCCGACGCUUCCCGCUGACUAGGUUCGAUAGUCGCGGAUUCACCUGUCCCCUUCAUGCCUGUGUAGCGUGCUUCGCUGAUAACCCCAAGAGCACAAAAGCUUCAAGAGGUCGUUUGAUGCGCUGUGUGCGCUGUCCUACGGCAUACCAUCAGGGUGACCUGUGCAUAGCAGCUGGGGGUAUCGUCCUAGCGGCAAACUCCCUCGUCUGUAGCCGUCACUUUCAACCAAUCAAAUCACACAAGCAUCAUACACACGUCAGCGUGAGCUGGUGCUUCACUUGUUCAUUAGGUGGAGAUCUGAUAUGUUGUGAGAGCUGUCCUGCAGCCUACCAUGCCAAGUGUCUAGGCUUUGACUCGGUCCCUGAUGGAAACUGGUUCUGCAGAGACUGCGUCAAUGGGAAGAAGCCACGCUAUGGGGAUAUCAUCUGGGUCAAACUCGGCAAUUACAGGUGGUGGCCAGGUCGUGUGUGUAACCCCAAGGAUGUCCCUCAGAACAUCCAGGACAAGACUCAUAUAGUAGGAGAGUUUCCUGUCCAGUUCUUUGGAUCCAAUGACUACUUCUGGACCCAUCAAGGAAGGGUCUUUGAGUACCAGGAGGGGGACAAGGGAAGCAGGGAGACGGCCAACUCCAAGAGGCUGGCCGCUGUCUUCAGCUUGGCUCUGAAGGAAGCCUCACAGAAGUACAAACUCUGGAGAGCAUCGAAAGAACAGAAGCUCGCUAAAGAAUUAGAACACAGCAACAAGAAACCUGCACCAUUCAAGUUCAUUAAGACGAAUCGUCCUGUUGGUAAUGUAGUGAUGCCAGCCUUUGACAUCACCCAGUGCCAAGCAUGUGAGUGUCGGCCAGACAUGGAGAACCCGUGUGGACCAGACUCGGACUGUCUCAACAGAAUACUCCUCAUAGAGUGUCACCCACAGAUCUGUCCCGCCAAAGAGGAGAAGUGCCAGAAUCAGAGAUUUCAGAAGAGAGCUUACCCAGACUCCUGCCAGAUGAAGGUCAGCCAUAGAGGAUGGGGUCUGGUGGCCAUGGUCGAUAUCAAAAAGGGUGACUUCGUCAAUGAGUACGUGGGCGAGUUGGUCGACGAGGAAGAGUGUCGACGACGGAUCAAGCAGGCGCACGAGGAGAACAUCACCGACUUCUACUUCUUAACCCUGGAUAAAGAUCGCAUCAUCGACGCCGGUCCCAAGGGCAACCUGUCUCGUUUCAUGAACCAUUCGUGUCAACCCAACUGUGAGACUCAGAAGUGGACCGUCAACGGAGACACCAGGGUGGGGCUCUUCGCUAUCAGGAACAUUGCUGCAGGUAAUGAGAUAAGCUUCAACUAUAAUCUGGAUUGCCUGGGGAAUGAGAAGAAGAGGUGUGAAUGUGGGGCUCCUAACUGCAGUGGAUUCAUCGGGGUCAGACCUAAGACUGCUGCAGCGGCUGCUAUGGAGGAGCGAUCCAAACAAGCCAAAGACAAGAAGAAGAAGCGGGUCCGCAAGAGGAACAAGCUCCAGGUUGUCAAGGUCAAACAUGAGGACUAUUGUUUCCGAUGCGCAGAGGGCGGAGAGCUGACCAUGUGCGAUGUCAAGACGUGCCCCAAGGCAUAUCAUCUCGACUGCUUAGGUCUAACGAAACAGCCCUAUGGUAAAUGGCAGUGUCCCUGGCACCACUGUGAUGUCUGUGGCAAGGGGUCCGUCAAGCUCUGUCAAGAAUGUCCAAACUCCUACUGCAAGCACCAUGCAGGCGAAACGACAGUCAUCAUCAACGACAAGGUCUUCUGCAAAGAACAUGACCUGGAAGAUAUCGAGAGGAUGGAAGAUGAGAAAGCCAGGCUGGCUCUUCUCAAGAUGGAAGAGGACGUUGCUAAGAUGAUGCAGGAGGUGCAGGAGGUGAAACUGGAAGAGGAGGAGCAGGAGAAGGCAGAAAAGAAGAAGAAGCGACACAGACAUAGAAAGGAGUCUGGAGAUGAGAGUGAUAAAAAGACAAAGGAUAAAGAUGAAAAGAAGUCCAGGAAAGGAGACAGGUCCACAGAUGGGGAGGAGGUGGUUAAAAAAGAAAGAAAAAAGCACAAGAAAGACAAAGGGGAUAGAGGUGAAAAGCCAAAAGUUAAUGGUAUCCAUGGUGAUGAGCCAGAGGUCAAAGUUGAGCCAUUGGAAACCCACGCUGCCGAGCUGGAAGUUAGCAGUGACCCUGUUGACGAAGUAGCCCUGCUUGAGUACGACGAUGACAGCGAAGCAGAACUGGUGAUCGAUGAAACUGUAGUUGAGAAAAAGAAAAGAGAUAGGAAGCGGCAAGCAGAGGAUAGCACGGAAGUCUCGACUGACCUACAGGAGAGCGUAAGCCCUAAGAAGAAGAAAAAGAAAGAGAAGAAGCACAAAAAGGACAAGGAAAAUAAAAGAGACAAAAAAGACAAAGAGAGAGACAAAACAUCAGGAAAAGAGAGGAAGACGGAUAAUGUAUCAAACACAACAACUAAAAUGGUCAAUGGUUCUCUGGAAAGUGAUUGAUGAAUCAUAUUUUAUAAAUUGGUUUUCUUCUGUUUAGUAUUUUUUUGAUGUUGAGGUAACUCCCAAAUACAGUCUUGUUUCAGUCAAUGUAAUAUUUUAACAAUAUUUUAUAGUUUGCUUGCCUUAAGAUUUUCUCCCGUCCCCACCCUGUGUCUUUACUUCUGUUUUAUUUAACGUUCUUGUGGUGAUUUCUUUAAGUGUAUAUUUUGGUUUAAAAUAGGUUUUCUUUUGUUUAAUAUUUUUUAAGGUCAUGGUGUAUUCCUUCCUGUUAGCAAACAACUUCCCAAUAUAUCCUCAAACCAUUAAUUCUACUUGACAAUCACCCCCCCCCCCCCAAUCUUUACGUUUUUAUUCCACUUUAGUUGCUGUUUAUCAACCAUAUAUUUGUGUCACUCAAUCCCUUUUGAAUAAAGUGAAAUACUCUACAUGCAAUCCAAAUUAGUGUUUACUUGUGUAAACAGGAUAAAAGAUAAGAUUAUUAUGCAUAUUGAUUGCUGAUUUAAACUAUGUUCUUGAAGAUUAUAUUUGUUUGGAUAAAGAAAACUGGAAUUAUUGUGUAAUCACAUCUUGUUAGAUGAAAUUAACAAUGUACAAGAAUUAUAACAAUAACAAUAAAAUGUUUAACAGAAUCGACCAUGAGAUAAAAUAAUAAUAAAUAAUAAUAUUAGAUUCUUAUAUAGAAGAUAGAUUAUUCCUAAAUUUGUGUUCUUGAAUACAUGUAUUUCAAUGGACGUUUCUAAAAAAGGAAAAGGUGAAGAUAAUCAAGUUAAGAUUUAUGCAAAAUUGUUAAUGUAUUUUGUGUUAUGACAAUUUCACAAUCAGAGUAAGGCAAAAUUUUAAGUAUGCACUAAGUGAUCAUGCUCUUACUGUUAACUUCCACACUUUUCCUCCAAGUAUGGAAUCAAUUUAGGUACUAUUCAAAAUUAUGUUUUUAUAAUCAAUGGCAUCUUGGUUUCAAAAGAAAUAAUGGAGAUUAUCACUGCCGGUAAUUCUUUUCUUUACAUCCUAUGAUAUACAUGUAUAUUUCAUAUUUGCAUAAUUAUGUAAGUUGAAAGUUCCAUAGUCAAGACGAUUGUACUGUUUCGUUUUCAUCAUCCUGUCUGUCAUAUUUGUUUGGAAUAUUAACCCAUAUCCCAUUCAUCUUUAUUACUUUCUUUUCUUUCUCUUUCUUCCUACUUUCAUUCUAUUUCCUUUU